This is a messenger RNA of Sorghum bicolor (sorghum), 741 nucleotides long. Its product is annotated as transcription factor MYB57. The transcript has 3 exons. Bases 1 to 741 code for a protein of 246 amino acids. Gene Ontology annotation, biological process: regulation of stomatal movement. Lineage: Eukaryota; Viridiplantae; Streptophyta; Magnoliopsida; Poales; Poaceae. The record is from RefSeq and is a predicted model, not a curated record.
AUGGUUAGUGAUCAGCUGGAGCAGGAAGACAAGAAGCUGAUGAGGAAGGGGCUAUGGUCACCUGACGAGGACGAGAGGCUUUAUAGCCACAUCACACACUACGGCGUUGGAACCUGGUCCUCCGUCGCCGAACUAGCAGGGCUGAAGAGGAGCGGGAAGAGCUGCAGACUGAGAUGGAUGAACUAUCUGCAGCCAGACCUCAGCAGGGAGCCCAUCUCCAAGCAGGAAGAGGACCUCAUCGUAUCCUUGCAGAAACUCCUAGGAAACAGGUGGUCUGCGAUUGCAGCAAGGAUGCCUGGAAGGACAGAUAAUGAGAUCAAGAACUACUGGAACUCACGCAUCAAGAAGAAGCUCCAGCAGAGGAUGAACACCGGCGGCAACUACCAAUCACCGCUGGCAGUUCACCAAACAGCAGAGGAGAGAGACGCCGAUAUGAACACUGGUGGUAACCCGAAGGCGGAUUUGUAUGGACAAGCAGCUACGACAUCAGAGGUUCAAGUUCAUCAUAGCACCACAACGUCGUACAACAACUCUGCAGAUCACCCAAGUCUGCCUCAUCAGCUUCCACUUUUCACAGGCCAACCACUACUGGAUCCUAAUGCUGCUGCCAUUCAAAAUGGAGAGCACACAGCAGCACAGUCCUCCCUCGAUGUGUCAUUUUCCAAGAGUCAUGAGAGAAACUUUGUGGAAGAGUAUGUUGAAUUCCUCAUGUCUCUCUCGGAUGAUCUACAGGAAAUAUGA